UUACUGGAGGAAUCCAUGAAAAUGAACAAAAUCUGACAGUAAAUAAAGUACACUCAGAAGAGGGGGGAAUUCCAAACUAUCCCAACAAAGAAUCCCCCCAAGGAGGGAGCAGCCAGGCUUUGAAGUUGCAAGUCUAUUUAGUGCUAAUCAAGGUGGCCAAUAGCACUUGCCUCAAACAGACAAGGUUUCUUUCUCCCAACCUGGAACUUCCACAGAUCUAGAAACCCCACUUGUAUAGCUUCCAACAGACCUCAUAACCUUUGAGAAUGCCUGCCAUAGAUGUGGGCAAAAAGUCAGGAGAAAAUGCUUCUAGAACACCGCCAUACAGCCCAGAAAACUCACAACAACCCAGUGAUUCCGGCCAUGAAAGCCUUCGACUACACAUGCAGACCGUUGAUCCCUACCCCGCCUUUCCCAAACCUCCAUCUUGGCUCCUUCACUAACCACGUGGGUCCAGCCGCUGGUUCCUUCCGUCUUAGGGUCGCCACGCCCACUUCCCUUUUUCAACCAAUGAGGGCGCGAUGUCUGUUCCGAGGGCCGCCCACUUCGCACAAUCCAUCCAAUGGCUUCCUCGGAGCUGCCUGCGGGAGGGAGGGGAUAAGCGGUUGCCACGGCAGCGGUGCCCCUGAUCUAUCCAAUGGCUGCUCCCAGAUUUGCGAGGCUCCGCCUUUCUUUCAGUUGUGGCUGGUAGACGGCGGCGGAGGAGGAAUGGCUUCGUCUAAAGGGGGGAGACUCAUCGGAGGGCCCUCCACCCGGAGGAAGAGAAUGGGCCCGAAGCUGGAGCUCAGCACUUUGCACAAGCAGCAGAUGCGCGACGCCUUUGACCUGCUGGACCUUGGGGGCACUGGGACCAUCGAUGUCAAGGACCUGAAGGUGUCCAUCAGGGCCCUGGGGUUUGAGCCGUCGAAGGAAGAGCUCCGGAGAAUCGCUCUCGAUGUGGACAAGGAGGGCUCCGGGAAGGUCGGCUUUGAUGCCUUUUACUCUGUGAUGACUCGGAAGAUGUGCGAGACCGAUUCGGAUGAGGAGAUCCUCAAGUCCUUCCAGCUCUUUGAGGACCCAGAGAGUGGCAAGAUCUCCUUCAAGGGCCUCAAGCGCAUCGCCGAUGAGAUCGGGGCAGAGCUGACCGACGAGGAGCUCCAGGAGAUGAUCGAUGAAGCCGACUUGGACAAGGACGGACUGGUCAGUGAACAGGAGUUUCUGAGGAUCAUGAAGAGGACCUGAGCGCCCCUCUCGGUCCCCAAGAGGCCCUUGGCUGCUUCCAUCUGCCCUGAUUCUUUAAAGAGGUCAAGGAGGAGGACUGAGACUUUAUUCAAAAUACCACAAUGAUGGGAGGAGAAAAGGUGCGAAGCUCCACUGGCGUUUUCAGGUCUUUUGCUGCAGUAACAUUAAAAGUGCUUUCUGUUCUUCCA
Molecule: messenger RNA, 1409 nt
Organism: Anolis carolinensis (green anole)
Lineage: Eukaryota; Metazoa; Chordata; Lepidosauria; Squamata; Anolidae
Product: centrin-2-like
Exons: 5
Coding region: 280-1221 (313 amino acids)
Biological process (GO): nucleotide-excision repair; centriole replication; mitotic cell cycle
Cellular component (GO): centrosome; centriole
Molecular function (GO): calcium ion binding
Source: RefSeq, a predicted model, not a curated record